CAUACUGGAGAGAAUUUAUAAAUGGCCACCACCACCACCACCACCAUUUGCAUCACCGUUGUUACCGCAGUCACUAUCACUACCACUACCACCACCAUUACCACCGCUUCAACCGCUUCCACCAUCGCUACCACCACUACCACCAUUACCGCCACGUCUACCACCUCAGCCUUCUUUGCUGCCAUCAUCAUUCUUGAAUGUUGAUGAUAUUCCUUUUCUGAUGGAACGUUUCACCCAGAUUCCAUUUGACCAUAUACCACCUCAUGAGUUUCGGCGAAUACAAAUGUUCUGUUAUAGAUAUCCGGGGCAUAGUAAGUGCAGGAAAAAGGAAUGGGUGGCAGUUCAAACGGUCAAUAUUCCCAUGCAGAAAAAUACGAGUCAUUUUCCACCUGUAUCAGAAAUACCCCAAGUCAAUGUAUUCGAGAAUGUAUCAACUAGUCUAAUUAGUGACAUUCCGCGGUUUGCAUUUCAAGAAUUGAAAAAAGAAAAUCGAGAAACUCUUCUAAAAACUUGUCUAAAUGAAGUGAAAUGUUCAGAACAAGAAGAAAAAUGGACAAUAAAACGUGAACAAAUUGCUGCCCUUGAAAUGGACCUUGCAAAAAAAGUUGCUGUGACAAGUGCCGAUAAUUUCGAAGAUCGCAUCCAAUUGAAACUUAUGCGAACACAACAAGUGAAGAAUUCUUUGCUACAAUUUGCUGGCAUUUUUGACGCCGUAGUACCAGCGGAUGAUGGAACUUUUCAAGAUGACAUACUACUAACUGUACAGCAAUCCAAUUAUUUAAUUAAUUCAAUUAAUAAUCCAGAAGUACGAAAAAAGCGGCAAUCAUUGUUUUUGGAUGAUUUACCAAAGGAGAAAUGGAAUAUUACUAAACCGAUAAAAUAUAUUUUAGAUUUAUCUUUUGAACAAAAUGAAAGAGAGUUAAUAAUGAAAGCAUUAGAUGAAAUUGGAUCACAAACAUGCAUAAAAUUUGAACUUGUUGAUACACAACCAAAUGAAUCACAUUUAUUUUAUGUUAAAAUCCCUCAGUCAGAUAUUUGUGGUUUGAGCUAUAUCGGUCGAGUAGAAGGCUUCAAUCCGAUCUAUUUGAGUUUUACUUGCGAAAAGAGUUUUGGUAUAAUAAUCCAUGAAACAUUACACGCAUUGGGUGUAAACCAUCAACAAUUACGUUCGGAUCGUGACGAUUAUAUUAUUGUUAAAUGGGAAAAUAUCAAUCCAAAAUUAUACGACUAUUUUGCUGUUUUGGAUUUGAAGAAAUUUACAAGUUAUGGUGUGAGCUACGACUACUACAGUAUCAUGCAUUAUGGACCGUAUGUUGGAGCAGUUAAUUCAAAGAAGCCAACUAUUGUACCGAGAUAUCAGAGUGAACGAUUUCUUAAAGUCAUGGGUCAACGAAAAGCUUUAAGCGACAAAGAUGUUGAAUUACUAACAGUUAUGUAUUGCAGUAAAGGAUGCGUCGAUGUAAACGUUUAUUGUGGUCUUUGGGCAUUGAAACAAUUAUGCACCCAUAACAGUUGGAUGAAUGAAAAUUGUCGCAAGUCAUGCGGCUUAUGUUAA
Cercopithifilaria johnstoni is the source of this 1555-nucleotide messenger RNA. The record is from the annotation of a GenBank genome assembly. Lineage: Eukaryota; Metazoa; Nematoda; Chromadorea; Rhabditida; Onchocercidae.